AUGGCGACAGACAAUCCCUCAAAUUCCGGCGCCAGCGCCCCGGCUGCCUCUGCGCCCGGUAAUGGCAACCAGAACGGUCGUCAGCGUGGCGGAGGCCGCAACCAGAACAAGCGGCACCCGAAGCGCAAGCAAGAGCAGGGAAGGUCGUCUUGGAGUCGCGAGGCCACCGACAAGCGCGGACGCAACACCGAGUACCAAGAGUUCAAGCGCCGCAAGGUGAACGAGGACGGCGAGGCCGAGCAGACCGUCAACCCCUUCUCCGCCGAGGAGAUCGCCGCCGAGGCCCGCCGCCCGAAGCGCAAGGUCGCCGUCAUGGUCGGGUACUCCGGCACCGGCUACAAGGGCAUGCAGAUCAACAACGAGGAGAAGACGAUCGAGGGCGACCUGUUCAAGGCCUUCGUCGCCGCCGGCGCCAUCUCCAAGGCCAACGCCGACGACCACAAGAAGUCGAGCCUGGUGCGCUGCGCGCGAACCGAUAAGGGCGUGCACGCCGCGGGCAACGUCAUCAGCUUGAAGCUCAUCAUCGAGGACGAGGACGUAGUCGAGAAGAUCAACGCCGCGCUGCCCGAGCAGAUCCGCGUCUGGGGCAUCCAGCGCACCAACAACUCCUUCAGCUGCUACCAGACCUGCGACUCGAGGUGGUACGAGUACCUCAUGCCGACGUACUGCCUGCUCCCUCCCCACCCCGACAGCUUCCUGUGGAAGCAGCUCGUGGAGAAGGCCAAGGAGCACGGGCAUUACGAGGAGUUCCAGUCCAAGCUGGCGGAUGUUAUCAAGUACUGGGAGGAGGUCGACGAGAAGGACAUCAAGCCGAUCCUCGCGAAGCUCGAUCCCGAGACGAAGGCCAAGGUGCUCGAGAGGAUACACGCGGACGAGAAGCCCGAGGGCGACGACGUCAAGCCCGCCGAGAAGGCUGCCGAACCUGCCGCCCCUGAACCCGCCGCAGAGACCGCGCCCGCCGAAGACAAGGCGCCCGCCGAGGUCCCCGAGGGCAGCCUCAAGCCUAGAAACCGCGACCUGACCCCCGUCGACUUCGCCCUCCGCGACAUCAAGGCCGCCUACAUCAACGCCAAGCGCCGGUACCGCGUGACCCCGGAGCGGCUGAACCAGCUGCAGGCCGCGCUGAACGAGUACUGCGGCACCAUCAACUUCCACAACUACACCGUCCAGAAGACCUUCAAGGACCCCUCGGCGAAGCGGCACAUCAAGUCGUUCAAGGUCAACAUGAGCCCGAUCCAGAUCCGCGACACCGAGUGGGUGUCGCUCAAGGUGCACGGCCAGAGCUUCAUGAUGCACCAGAUCCGCAAGAUGGUCGGCAUGGCGUCGCUCGUCGUGCGCUGCGGCACGCCGCUCGAGCGCGUCCGCCAGAGCUACGGCCCCACGCGCAUCGCCAUCCCCAAGGCGCCUGGCCUGGGCCUGCUGCUGGAGCGCCCCGUCUUCGACGCGUACAACCGCCGCGCGCAGGACAACUUUGGCAAGGAGACGAUCGACUUCACAAAGUACGACGAUAAGCUGCAGGCGUUCAAGGACAAGCAGAUUUACCAGCGCAUCUUCGAGGUGGAGGAGCAGGAGAAUGUUUUCCACACUUUCUUCCAGCAGGUGGACAACUUCAAGUCCGACUACUUCCUCUGGCUCACGGCCGCCGGCAUUGACGCCGGGGCUAUCAUGACUGCCAAGGGAGAGGAGAAGCAGAAGACGCUGGAGGCGCAGAUGGGUGACGAGGAUGAGGACCCCGAGAACGGCGAGGGCUAA
This is a messenger RNA of Colletotrichum chrysophilum, 1752 nucleotides long. RefSeq lists its product as uncharacterized. Gene Ontology annotation, biological process: mRNA pseudouridine synthesis; tRNA pseudouridine synthesis. Gene Ontology annotation, molecular function: RNA binding; pseudouridine synthase activity. The record is from RefSeq and is a predicted model, not a curated record. The coding region runs from base 1 to 1752 and encodes 583 amino acids. NCBI's taxonomy places the organism in Eukaryota, Fungi, Ascomycota, Sordariomycetes, Glomerellales, Glomerellaceae. The transcript is spliced from 3 exons. Gene Ontology annotation, cellular component: nucleus.